AUGUCCCCUAUCCUAACCUUAACUCAAAAGGAAAAUCCUCAGAGAGUAUUACGCCAAAUGAUGAAUCUUUGCAGACACAUCUAUUCAAGGGGUUUAGUUGACGGAAGUGGUAGCGAUGUAACUAUUAAAGCAUUUGGCAAAGAUUAUCUUUUACAUAGAAUAAUACUUUAUCAAAACCCAUAUUUUUCUGUUUUAUUAGAAGGUCCUUGGAAAGAGAGUGGUCAAAAGGCCAUUGAACUUAAAUUUGAUGAUGUAAAUAUUACUCGUGAAGCAUUUGAAAUAGCUUUAGGUCGUUUGUAUGGUAGAUUAGAUGAAUAUAUAUUACCCAAUCGGGUUCUAAACUUACUUGCCACAGCUUCUUUUCUUGAUCUGCAAGAUUUAUGUGAAAUGUGUGUGGAAGUUAUACUACGUGACAUUAAAGAUGACACCGUUGUACAUUAUCUUACUUUUGCUACAACCCAUUUUUAUGGAAGUCAUUCUGAAAAAAUUACUGAAUCUUGUUUUACUUACCUUUGUAGAGAAGGUUAUGAUAAUAAUAAAUUGAAGGCUGCUUUUUUGACAUUACCAGUUGAAUGGUUAAAGAAAAUAAUCGAGAGUGACGCGUUUUGGGUUCCUUCUGAAUAUGAAAGAUAUUUAUUUACUAGAGAUAUCGUUAGUAAAAGAAGACAGCAGCAACAGCAACAGCAACAAAGUAAUCCAGAACCAAAAAAAAGAAAUAAUUCAAUAAACUCAAUAAAUUCAAUAAACUCAUUUGAUGAUUUAAAUCAAUACAGUUCACAAGAUUAUAAAGAUUAUAACGAUCAAUCAGUUGACAUCUCAAAUCCAACGACUCCAACAACUCCAACAAAUAAAAUAAAAAAACUAAUUGAUAACACAUUUAAUUAUCAUACCAGAAGACCAAGCACAAUAACAACUCCGUAUUCGACAACUUAUUCAAUUGAUAAUUACGAUGAAUUUAUUUAUAAUGCAAUAUUUACAUAUGCAAUUUACUAUGCUCACAUGACUUUUGAAGAAUUGAAUUUUAUUCUACGAGAUCGUGAUACUGUAAACAAUAAUGCACCAUUUGCUCCAGAUUAUGUAGCAAAGGAUGCUUUAUGGCAGCAAAUAGAUUUGCGUAAUAAAAUAGAAAACACUUCGGAGACAGAUUUAACAAUAGGGAUUUCCUCUUCAGAGAUUCCAUCGAGCUCGACGGGUGUACACUUUGAAAUUCCAUCAGACGAUACAACUCAUAUAGGAGAAGCUGUAACUGGGUUAGAAGAUAUGAUUGGCAGCAAUGGCAGUAGCGUUAAUGGCAAAGGUGGUGCUUCUAAAGCAAUUAAAGAUGGUGAAGGUAGAAGAAGCGUUGAAUAUUCAUUAUUUGCUCCUUUUAGGUUCAGUGUUGAAUUUACGGAUGUUGCAAAAUUAAAAGAAAAACAACGGGUUUAUUCAGCAACAAAAUUCUAUGCCGGGUCUAAUUGGAAUAUGUAUAUUCAAAAAAUAAAAACUCCUCGUAAAGGCAUACAACUUGGAGUAUAUCUUCAUCGUCAUUCAAUGCCUGAUAUGUCAUCAUCAUGUGUUAAUUCAUCAUCGUUAAAUUCAUCAUCGUUAAACUCAUCAUCACCAACAAAAAACUCACAAACUUUGCCUGGGUCAGAAGAACGUUUUAAUAAUAACACGGCGAAAUCAAUACCACGUCCAAAUAUCAAUAAUAAAAAUAACGAAAGAACCUUUUCUAAAUAUGCAGACAAAAGAGAAAAUGUUAGAACUUGGUUUAAAAUAUUUUGCCCAUCAAGAGGGCCAAGUCAUGUAUUAACACAAUUUCAAAGCAGUCCAGAUAACUUUGCUUUGAUGCAAAGUUGGGGCUGGCGUAGUUCGAGUCUUUGUCAGGAUGAUUAUCUUAUGGAUGUGCGUGAUUAUGAUAACUCGUCUUCGAUUUCAAAUGCAUCUUCUACAUUAAAAUUUUCGGUGGUUAUGGGACACGUAUAA
This is a messenger RNA of Entrophospora candida, 1965 nucleotides long. The record is from the annotation of a GenBank genome assembly. Lineage: Eukaryota; Fungi; Glomeromycota; Glomeromycetes; Entrophosporales; Entrophosporaceae.